Messenger RNA from Sebastes umbrosus (honeycomb rockfish), 4689 nucleotides. It is a transcript of the gene pcare1, whose product is annotated as photoreceptor cilium actin regulator 1. Bases 339 to 3827 code for a protein of 1162 amino acids. The transcript has 2 exons. Lineage: Eukaryota; Metazoa; Chordata; Actinopteri; Perciformes; Sebastidae. The record is from RefSeq and is a predicted model, not a curated record.
UAAUCCUCUCAGCGGCUUGUCCUUAGCAAGGUAGAGAAGGGUGUGUUUCAGAGCACGCUACAAGGACAUUUUUUAUGAACAUGAGCAUCGAUCUGUGGAUUUAUUUCGCCUAUCUAUGACAGGUGGGAGAGAUUUGUAAAAUGGAUGGAUCAUUGUUUUGUUUUGGUAGCAUCCUUGUGGAGAGGGACCUUAUCAGACUCGACAACCUCAGCUAUCUGAAAAUGACAGAUACAGCAGGUGGCUAAGGACCUUGGCUAUUCUUUGCAUCGUUCACUGCACUGUUGUGUUAGCAUCUCAAGGAGGACACAAAAAUCAGCUUGUAUUUGAAAGCAUCCGAAAUGGGCUGCUCACCAUCCAAGGGUAACCAGUUUGGGAUUCUGGGUCCCAAUAGGAAGGGGAGAAUGCUUCCCCCUGCACCUCCAGAAAGCCCCAGAGAUCCCCAUGAAGAUGGAGAGAAUCGUAAUUCAACUGGAUCAACAGAUGGGGAUACAAAGGAGAGGAAGGCCGCCACACAAACCCAGGUAUUACAGAAAGAGACUCAUAUGACACCACAAAAAAAGAGAUCUGUGACUGAGCUCGUCCCUGACGCAGUAAACGUGGAUAAACCGGGGAGUCAAGGAAUGGACAACAACACAGUUUCACAGAGAAAAGACAAAAAUGUUGACAAGCAGGAUGUGACAGAAAAAAAGCCUGGCAGAAAACAAAAGAAAAAUACCAGAGGUAUUAAGGGGCUAAAAAAGAAAGACAAGGACAAAGAAAAACCACCAGAACAGAAAGUGGACUUCCCUGAACCGUUGGUAAAAGCUCACCAAGCUGCCUAUGCCUUUCUGAAUCCCAGCAUAAACAAAUAUGAUGUUUUACUAGGACUUUUGGAACAAGCAACCCAAACACAGGUUUCUGUGCAGACUAUGGUGGCUUUUAUGGCUCUACGCUACGAGGAAAUCAUUCAGGGACUAGAGGAGAUGGCAGACGAGGGAGAGAAAGUUUUAAAAGAAAAUGGAGAACAUCUUGCAUGGCCAAGUCAAAUGAAAAACCUCUCAUCUUCUCCACCUUUGAAGUCUGGCUCUGCUAAUGUUGAGCCCCCACCGGAUUUGUUGCAGCAGCUGCUUCAGUACACCACACAGAGAAUGCGAAAUGUGAGCCAGACUGUUGCCGGAAUUGGGGAGGCUGCUUUGGAGGAGGCAGUGGAGUACUUUGCCUCUGUCUCAGAGCUUUUAGAGGAGAAACUGAAAGUCAAACGUGCAGCAGAGAGUAGGCUAAUGCAACUCCUGUCUCGCAUUGAAAUGGCCUCUCUGCGCAAGCCUGGACCAGAGGAUUCUGCUCUUUUCAGUGAGGACAGUGGUAUUGGGGCUGAGAAUGAAUCCCUUGCUGGAUCUGAAAGACGCCAUAGACGAGGGAGUGGUGCGUCCACUGGGACAAAUAGAACUACUCAGUCUGUCAGUCCUAUGGGACACACCUCCACGAACAUUAGGCAAGGAAUAUCAAGGCGAAAGCUUGCAAGUCAAAUAAGUCCAAGUGUUUCCCUCUCCUCACUCAACUCAUUAGGCUCUAUAUGUACCAUAAUGGCUAAUUACCACAGAGAUUCAUUGCUAGGAUCAGUCUCCUUAGAUUAUGGGGAGGAAGACGACAAUGAUGAUGAUAAGGAGAUGGAUAGAGGCAUGGGAGAUGUAGGGUUUAGAAAGCGAUCAAAUUCUUCACCUGUAGACCGAGAACACCCACGCCGCCUACCCCCAAAGCGCAUAGAGAAUCCUCAAAAUGUCGAAAUGACUCUCAAAAUGAAAAAUGCUAUAAGUGGUAGGAUACAGUUUGUCCCAUCACAGAGUGCUAGUGCCAAAACAAAGGCAGUUGGCAGCCCAAAAAGCAGUAGACGCCAGUGGACGGAGGAGGAGGAACAAUCUCCGAGGAGGCCUCAAACAACAGCACCUUUUCGGAAGGCAGUGGUAAAAAAGACACCAGGGGUGGCUAGAGAUCGACGUUCCCAGUCAGCAGAAUCCCUGCGGAGCAAAGGUGAAGAUCCUACGCUGCUUGAACUAGAAAGGACCCAGAAGGAUUUAAACCAGCGGUUGCAGAGGAUGAGUAAAAGCAAGGCAGGUGGAAGCAUGAAGACCGCUCCAUCAAAACAAAAUCAAGGAACGUCACCGGCACAAUCUCCAGCAAUAAAUCGCAAAAAUCCCCCAUUACAGAAGAACGGCAAUCCCCAACCACUUGAUGAUGAAGCAGGCCUUACAAGGCGCAACAGUAAAAAACAGGAGGUAGCCAGUGAUGUGGAAGAUGAUAAACUGAAGGACAAUAAAACAUCCAAGGGUCCUAUAAAAGCCACCCCACCCCCUAGCCCUCCUUCAUCACCACGACCAUCUUCAGGCCUUUACAGAGGUAGGAACUCAGUCAAAAGACUGAUUGAUACCUUCAGUCAAGGAAUAGAGGAUCUAGAAAGUCCUAAAGUUCUGGGGCCUCUCAAAGGAGUACGGAAGUGUGGCGUUCCUGUGUUACCUGGUUUAGGGAAUGUAGAAGCUGUGCUUAGUAUGGGGAUAACAAGCUGUAGACCUGACACCACUUCCUCUGAGAAAACCAAUGAUUUAGAUCUGGAUAGUCUUCCGCCACCUCCACUAGAGGUAUUAAUGGAUAAUUCCUUUGAAAGUGCCCAGAUUCUUUCAACUGGUGUAGCAGAUGAAGGGGCUACGAAAGUUGGAAAGUCGCCUGUAUUAAAAAGGGCUACAAUAUCGCAACGACUGAGAGCCUCAGUUCAGUCAGUGCUGCCAAGUAAAGGAGGCCCGCCACAAGCUUCCAAGGUUAUUUCCCUUGCUAGAGCGGAUCAACAAGACACAUCUGCUCUGUCAAAGGUCAGUCUACCAGAUCUCCAACGAGAGGCAGACCCAGGAAAGGAAAAGGACUCCUUGUACCAGCAAGGCAGAAAGACCAUACACCAACGACACUCUUCAGACUUGCAGACAUCGUCAACAAGUUAUGUAGCAGCAAAUUCAUCUGCCAGUCAAGAAGAAUUAGCUGACGGACAAAAUGGUGGCAAUCUUUCAGUGCCUAAAUCUAACACUACAAUGUCUACAGUGCCUCCUUCUUCAUCGGCCAGGAGCCAACCACCUGCCACGCCACCCAUGAAUAGGGGGCGAAUGUUACCCUCCACACCUUCUACACCAAGCAGUCAACAUCGAAGACUUCCUAGUCCCCAUAACUUCAAAAGGCAACCUACUCCACCCUCAACUAGCCCCCCUGUUAACAGGAAACUCCCCUCACCACCAGCAGUUCAGGGGAGGCUCCCCAGCCCACCUGUCAGCAAGCAGAACAUUUUGAACUCAAAUUCACCCUCCUCCUAUCCUUUCAAAGCACCAUCUCCACCAGCCUCGCCAAAAGUACAAAGAUGGUCAAGAGAGAACAGCAGUGAGGACUUAUCUAGCGCUCGGAUGAACAGUAAUGCACGUUCAGUGUUCUGCCGUGCGUCCCCAUCUCUGUUUGAGGCCCAGCCUUGUCAAGUUCCUCGACCCCCUCAAGCAUGGGCUGCUACCGGGGUCUCUUUUCUCUCACGUACUUGGGGGAGUCGUGGGAGGUUUCCUGUAUCCGUUCAAGGACCUCGGCCCUUCGUCCGACGUAGCCAAUCAGACCGAAGGCCAAGUCUAAGUCUGCCACCAAGAUCGCCAGGCAUCUCAGUGGCUGAGACUUGUGGGAGUGAGCCAGCAAUAUACCAACAGGGGCUGGACGAUGAACCAACCAGAGAUGAAGAAUUAUGGGAGAGCCAAUCAAACCUCAGGGCUACACUACGCUCUGCAUCACACCCGGACCUGUGUGUUGUUGGACAGUCCUUGCACAGAGACUAAAGGGACCAGUGGGAUUAUGGAUUAGCAGGCUUUACCAAGGAUUUCAGAAGACGAUGUUCAUGCCACUGCGAAGAGAGGAAGAGCUUAUUCUAUCCACACAAUGUUUGUGGUAAAAAGGUGUGCAUCUUGCAUGCAUACUGCAUGUCUGUGCAUAUGCUUUUGAAUUUGUUUGUGAGUAAUAUGUAUUUUUAAGAGAGAAAAAAACAAAUUAUACACAAUUUAAUGUUUACAAUAUAUGGUGCUCAUUUUACCUGGCUUCAUAACAAGAUUACAGAUGCAGGUGUUUAACAAGGUUGCAUACUGUACUUUCAGUUCAUUCAGUUCAGAGGUUACAUCUUCAAAAUUCAAAUACUAUGUAGUGUCUUGGUGGCUCAAUGGUCUCAAUGUGUGUUUCUCAAUUUUUUAUAGAUUUAAAAAAGAAAUAAAAAGUCCACAAAUAUUAAAACGUGUUAAUAGAUAAUGGAGUAAUAUAGCCCCAUUACUGACAAAUUAGCUGUACCAUUGAAUGAACUGAAAGUAACUUGAUCACAUCAGUGCCAUGAACCAUUCCAGGAUUUGAAUCUUAUAAGUAUUUCUUUGGUGUAUGGAAAUUAUUAAUCAAAUCAAUAAUGUCAUCAUUAAUAAUGUAAUAUCAUAUGAUUGUUAUUAACUAUGUUUUCAGUCUUUCAGUGAGACAUCAUUUCUCUCUGUUGGCAAAUGCGGCAAGCUAAAAAUAAGGCCAAUUUCUAAUCAAUUGUUAUUUUUCUGUUUCACGUUACAUUUUUACAGUUUGUUUAUUAAUAAAAAAAGAAAUCAUGCAAUCAUGCAUGCCGUUGCACAACCACCAAGAGUGUCCUUUAUUAAUAAAUUCACUAAUUAGUCA